Molecule: messenger RNA, 2902 nt
Organism: Gekko japonicus
Lineage: Eukaryota; Metazoa; Chordata; Lepidosauria; Squamata; Gekkonidae
Gene: RELA
Product: v-rel avian reticuloendotheliosis viral oncogene homolog A
Exons: 11
Coding region: 183-1883 (566 amino acids)
Biological process (GO): regulation of transcription by RNA polymerase II; inflammatory response; non-canonical NF-kappaB signal transduction
Cellular component (GO): cytoplasm
Molecular function (GO): DNA-binding transcription factor activity, RNA polymerase II-specific; RNA polymerase II cis-regulatory region sequence-specific DNA binding
Source: RefSeq, a predicted model, not a curated record
CCUGGCAAUCAGACGGUGCAGCCAGAGUUCCGCCGCGGGUCGGGCGCGCCUCUGCCUCUCCGCCCGCCCCGGUCUCCGAUCGGCCGUUCCUGUUGCUGGAAGGGGGAGGGAUUAAGGGUUCCCCACCUGGGCCCCGAUCCUCCUAUCGCCUCCCCCCCCUUCUGAACUUCCUCCUUCCUGUCAUGGGGGACCAUUUGGCCCCUAUCUCGACCGCCUUCUCCUCUCCGACCAUGGACGAUCUUCUCCCACUGAUCUUUCAGCAAAACUGGGGUCUUCAGGACUCCACCCCCAGCACGCCUUUUGUGGAGAUCAUUGAACAGCCCAAGCAGCGGGGCAUGCGUUUCCGUUACCAGUGCGAAGGACGCUUGGCUGGCUCCAUUCCUGGGGAACGCAGCACAGACACCACGAAGACACACCCCACCAUCAAGAUCCAUAACUAUGUGGGUCCAGGCAAGGUCCGCAUCUCCCUGGUGACCAAGGAAACUCCCCACCGGCCCCACCCCCAUGACCUGGUGGGAAAAGACUGCAAAGAAGGCUUCUACGAGGCAGAGCUGGCAUCAGAGCGCUCCAUCCACAGUUUCCAGAACUUGGGGAUCCAGUGUGUGCGGAAACGAGACCUGGAGAAAGCUAUAGCCAAGCGGAUCGAAACCAACAACAAUCCUUUCAGUGUGCCCCUGGAAGAACUAAAAGGAGAUUACGACCUGAAUGCUGUUCGGCUCUGUUUCCAGGUGUGGAUUCGAGACGCAGCCAGCGGUCACUUGGUUCAGCUGCCCUUAACUGUGUCGCAGCCAAUCUAUGACAAUCGUGCCCCCAACACAGCUGAGCUGAAGAUCUGCCGUGUGAACCGUAACUCAGGGAGCUGCUUGGGGGGAGACGAGAUUUUCCUUCUCUGUGACAAAGUGCAGAAAGAGGACAUUGAAGUCCGCUUUUUCAAGGAUUCCUGGGAAGCAAAGGGCUCCUUCUCUCAAGCUGACGUCCACCGCCAAGUGGCCAUUGUCUUCAGGACCCCCCCUUACAUGGACCAAACCCUCCGUGAGCCAGUGAUGGUUCAGAUGCAGCUGCGCCGCCCAUCAGACAAGGAAGUCAGUGGCCCCAUGGAGUUCCGCUACCUCCCAGAUGAAGGUGAUUUCCAUCGCAUCGAGGAGAAACGCAAACGGACGCUUGGGACCUUCAAGAACUUUGUGCAGAAGGCGCCCUUUGCAGUCAACCUUCCAGAAUCCCGCUCCCCACGCCGCAUCGCUGUUCCAAAGCAUGGCUCACCCCGGCCUAACACCAGCGGUGUUCCAGGGCUCUUGGGAGCUCCAGGGCAACUCCCAUCGUCUAUUACAAAACCACAGACCAUGCCCCAGCCUUCCUCGGGCUUCUCCUUCUCUGGGCCCAGCCAUGUCCGUCCUCCAGCGACUGCCAUGCAGCCCGACUUCAGCACAGUAAACUUGGAAGAUCUGUCCGGCCUGGGUGUGUCCCAGAGGGUCCAGCACUCCGAGUCAGAGGCGGAGACCAGCAUUGCAGACGCAAUCCUGCACCUUCACUUUGAGGGAGGAGACGGGGGAGCCAUGGAGCUCAGUGGGCUCUUGGAUGACGCCCCCUACACCAGCUUGGAGGGGAUCAACACGACAGAAUUCCAUCAGCUCCUCACGGAGGGGCACGCCCCCACAUCGCUCCCAGACAACCAGGGCACUCUGCUCACUUACCCCGAGUCCAUCACACGCCUGGUGAGCCAGCGGCGGGCAGAAGGGGAGGCUGGCGAUGGCAAUGGUGGCGGUGGAGGGGGCAGCUCGGCCAGCAGCUUCGUCAAUGGCAUUUUGGGGACCCUUCCAGGUGAAGACAGCUUCUCCAUGGUGGACCUGGACUUGAACUCUCUCCUGAGCCAGCUGAAUUCAUAAUACGCUCUCUCCCUGGACUUGGGCUCAGAUGCCAGCUGUCUUCUGCCUGUGCCUGACUUUGCAAUUUGUACUCCCAUUUGGUGGCUUUUCCUAGCCAGACUUCUGGAUGGGGCCACCUUCAAUUGAGCUAGUGAGCUGGCUUCUUGGAACUAGGACAGGCUCUACUUAAUCUAACCUACCCCAACCCUAUUUCUGGGAACCAGAUGGCCUGGAUUCGGGCAGGGGCAGACACUUUCCCAGAUGUUGGGAGCUGUGUGUGGCCGGUUGCUUGGGGUAGUUGGCUGCUGUUCCCCUACUCAGCUCAGAGGCUGUUUCUCUUCCGGAUGUGUUUGUGUGUUAAUAUUUUUUUGCAGGGGAAGGGAGAGGGGGAUUGCAUCCCACCCCAACUGUUGCUCAGAUGGGUAUUUUUAUAUCAGCUGGCUAGUGUUGCCAACCCCUUUAUUUUUGACAGGUUUCCUGUGCCUUAAGAACUAUACAACAAGCAACUUCUCAGUACCAAACAGUUCUUCCUUGGAACCAGGAGGGGGGAGGAUUGGGAAAAUCUGGUGUCUCUGUGAUGGGACAGUUACAUGGAAGACCUAAUUCAUAACUGACUUAUCUGAAGAUGGUCUGCAAAAAAAUUUUUAGCUGGAAUGCCUUAAAAAAAUAUGCACCAUUAACAGACUGAAAGUUCCAGCUCUAGAGCUUUGCCUGUCUCAGGAGGGAGAGAAAACGGGCAGGAAACACAGGGGAGAAAUAGCUUCCUCUUCCUUCCUGAAGCUGACUUCUGAGGAGGCUAAGGGGCUCUUCAUGGUCUCUGAAAGGGGAAAGAGGUGAGACCUGAGCCCAGUUUUGGAGCAGGGCUGCCAGUUCCCUUCCAUUACCUUAAAGAGAAGCACAGUUAAGAUAAGCCGUGGAAGCCUCCAGGAGUGCCAUAAUUGCUUUCCAGAGACAGUCCUAAAUAGGGAUGGAUCCUAUUAAGAGGGGCUGUGGCUCAGUUUAACAGUGGAUGUUAACCUGUUUGGCAUGCAGAAGGUCCC